Molecule: messenger RNA, 2614 nt
Organism: Saccoglossus kowalevskii
Lineage: Eukaryota; Metazoa; Hemichordata; Enteropneusta; Harrimaniidae
Product: dynein intermediate chain 3, ciliary-like
Biological process (GO): outer dynein arm assembly; cilium movement
Cellular component (GO): outer dynein arm
Molecular function (GO): dynein heavy chain binding; dynein light chain binding
Source: RefSeq, a predicted model, not a curated record
CUUAGCAACGAUCGCUGUAACCUCAACGAGCUCAGAAUAAGUUGGCAAUCAAAACAUCGAAUUGUUGAGUUGUUGCAAUAACACUGGUUCACCAUGGAGAUAGUAUACGUGUAUACGAAGAAGCGAAAUGAGUUCGGUCGACAGUGUAAUUUUUCCGACAGGCAGGCUGAACUACAUGUCGACAUAUUGCCUGAUGAAUCGUUGACAAGUAAUUUUAUUGAGAAGAAUCCUGUUGAUUGUGGUUUACAAUGUGUCCAAGAAAUGUCCGAACAUGAGAUUAAUACAGAAAGAUAUGAAACAGAAAACAGAGGUAUAAACCAUGUGGAAGGAGGCUGGCCUAAAGACGUCAACCCACAAGAAGUAGAACAAGUAAUGAGAUACAGGAAGAAAGUUGAGAAAGAUGAGAUGUACAUAAACACUAUCCAACAGCUAGGCAGUGUAAUGGAACAUGUAAUCAAACAAAACAAUGCUAUAGAUAUUUAUGAAGAUUACUUUGAAGAUCUUCAUGUUUCCGAAACAGAGGAACCACCAUCAGCCAAAACUAUUAAUGUUUUUAGAGAUCCGAAUGAAGUAAAGCGUACAGCAACUAACCUGUCCUGGUACCCUGAUGGUGCACGUAAACUAGCAGUUGCUUACUCUAAUUUAGAAUUUCAAAGGUCGUCUCCUGAUACCAGUAUGGAUUCAUACAUCUGGGAUAUAGAAAAUCCCAACAAGCCAGAUUUCACAAUAAAGCCAGUUUCACCAUUAGUGACUUUGGAGUACAAUCCUAAAGAUUCACAUGUGUUGGUUGGUGGUUGUUACAAUGGUCAAAUUGCUUACUGGGACACCAGAAAGGGCCCUAGCCCUAUAGAAAUGUCACCUGUUGAACACAGUCAUCGUGAUCCAGUCUAUAAAGUCAUCUGGUUGCAAUCCAAGACUGGUACUGAAUGCUUCUCUGCAUCAACUGAUGGACAAGUGUUAUGGUGGGAUACAAGGAAAUUAGGUGAACCAACAGAGAAAUUAAUCAUGGAUGUUUCAAAGAAGCAGGAUCUGGAGAAAGCUCAGGGAGUGAUUUCAUUGGAAUAUGAACCCACCAUACCUACUAAAUUCAUGGUUGGUACAGAACAAGGCUGUGUGAUCUCAUGUAACCGUAAAGCUAAAACACCGGCAGAGAAAAUUGUAGCUGUCUAUAAUGCACAUUUAGGACCAAUCUAUUCGUUACAAAGAAAUCCAUUCUUUCCUAAAAACUUCCUAACAGUUGGUGACUGGACAGCAAGGAUCUGGUCAGAAGAUAUACGAGAAUCCUCAAUAAUGUGGACCAAGUACCACAUGUCCUAUAUGACUGAUGGCUGUUGGAGUCCUGUUAGACCAGCUGUAUUCUUUACAACUAAAAUGGAUGGUACAUUAGAUGUUUGGGAUUUCUUAUUCAAACAAAACGACCCAACACUCAGUUUACAAGUAACUGAUGAAGCCCUACAUAGUUUACGUAUUCAAGACCAAGGUAGAUUUAUUGCCACAGGCUCGCACAGCGGUACCACUACGUUACUGGAGUUAUCCAGUCGUCUAUGUACGAUGCAGAGAAAUGAAAAAGCUCUGGUCACAUCAAUGUUUGAAAGGGAAACCAGGAGGGAAAAGAUCUUGGAGUCCCGUCAUCGUGAAAUGAGGCUCAAGCAACGCACAGCUAGCGGAAUGGAAAGGCAUGAUGAUGAGGAUGGUGACCAUCCCGCUGGCGGUGAUGAUUAUGAAGAGGAAGACUUAGUUGCGCGAGCUGAGAAAGACUUUUACGAUGCCAUUGAAGCUGAGAAGAAGAGUCGGGAAGCUAAGGAAGCUAAGAGAAAAGAAGCAGAAGCUGCCGAGGCAAAUAUAAAGGAGAAUGGUGAUGAAAAGAUUGAUGAAGAAAAAGAUGAUGAGAAUGCAGAGUAGAGUGUAACAUUGGAAUUAACUGCCAUGAAGUUGAGAUACAAGUUUGAAGUUGAGAUACAAGUUUGAAGUUGAGAUACAAGUUUGAAGUUGAGAUACAAGUUGUAAACAGCAUCUUUCAAUGAAAAUGCGUAUUUCACACAACCGGAUACAGAGCUUAACCGACUUAUCUCUCAUGUAUAUAAAAAUAAAUACAAAAUCUUACAAGUUAUUAACUCAUUAAGACUUUGUUCAUACUUACCAGGUAUCUUUCUUACUUACGCAUAACAAAAAUGUAAAAAAAAAUGUAAAAAACACGAAAAAACUUAAAAUACUGGCAAGUCUCUUUUUGCAUUGAUUUGCUACAAAACAUGUUGGUCAAGUAAGAAUAAUUGUAAAUAUAAUGUACGAGAUUCAUUGGUAAUUUGGUGCAAAUAUUGGAAUGUCUUGUCUUUAAUUUCAAUGUGUAAAACAACACACUGGUAUAUACCGGUAGUAAGACUUGACAACCUGCAACAUGACUUGUACAUGACAGUCUACAGCUACAAAUAUCAUUAUUUAUGCUAAUCUAUCGUGAUAGUAUCAUUGCGUGUACCAUGUAUAUAUUUAUAGUAUUAGAUUUAUCUACAAUUUUUGACAAAAAAUAAUUGUUGUAAUCUUUUGAAGUAUGUUAUUUUGAAUGUCAAAAUGUGUUUUUUUCAAAUACUUAUUUCAAUAAAAUAUUUUUACCAGACAA